Molecule: messenger RNA, 5610 nt
Organism: Schistosoma turkestanicum
Lineage: Eukaryota; Metazoa; Platyhelminthes; Trematoda; Strigeidida; Schistosomatidae
Source: the annotation of a GenBank genome assembly
AUGUUAAUAAUACCAAUACUUAUACUAAUUUCCAGCUGUUUCUUUAUUAAAAAAACUGUUUCUGUUGAUAAUGUGGAAGUUGUUGAAUCUAGUAAAGAUACAAAUAUUUCAAAAUAUGAAGAAAAAGAUGAUGAACUGGGGGAACAAACCAAUUUGAUUGGAGAAUUGUCUUUUAAUUCAGAAGAAUUACAUAAUUCGUCAGCUUAUGAGCAGAGUGAUUUAAAAUCAUUAGACGGAAAUCAAGUUGAGAAUCAAACAAAAGACUUAAACGACAACGAGGAGAUAAUAACUGUUUUUCACAUCAAAUCAAAUAACGUUGAAGAUGAAAAUGUAAUUGUUAUAGCAGAAAGUAGUGAAGUAAAACUAAUACCAAAUGCAACAACUGAAGAAACGCUAUCUCCAGUUCCUUCAGAUUUGAAUCUAGUUGUUUUAAAUCUCACUACAAAUGAUCACAAAUCUUCUAGCCAUUCUAUCGAAAUGAACGAAGGCUUGUAUUCUGACGACAUGACAAAUGAUUUUUUCAAAACAUCUAAUCAGUUACAAGAACACAAUGAUAUAACAGAAGAAAUCUUAGCUGACAAAAAUGAAACUGUUCUGAACAACCUUGAGGAACUAGAAAAAAAUGAUCAGAAACUAAAUCAAACAAUAAUAAUACCAGAAACAUUUACUGAUGAAAUGGACAUUUCAGUGAAUAUACAAGAAUCUUCGUCAGGAUUAUCCAAAGAAGAGAUACAAGUUACUGAAAUUCCGACUGAUCUUGUCUCUUUAAGUACAAUAAAGCAAGGUGAAAGCAACACAAGUGCACAUGAGAAGUCAUCUGUGAUUAAAUUUGUAAGUAGCUCUAUCAACCGUCAACCCGUUGAGCGAAUCCACGAAAGAAAUGUCUUGAUAGAAAAAUGUUAUCAGUAUCCAAAAAUCAAAAUUUGUACAAAACUAGAAGAUGGCGACAUAAAAAAUCAAGGUGGUUGGUAUUACAAUCCUACAGAAAUGCAGUGUCAAUAUACAUCUGAUUGCGUUAUUAAUGAUAAUUAUUUCAUAACGAAAAAAGAAUGCACCGAAACAUGUGAAUACUGGAGAGGUACUGCUCGGUGUUUAGCUCCACCACAAGCUGGUCAUUUUCAUUGUUCUGCUGUGAACACCGAAAGAACUAUACGACCAAUUCUAAUGGUUUAUUUCGAUAAAGUCUCUGGAAAAUGUCUCUGGUUUACUUAUUAUGGAUGCGGAGGUAGUGCAAAUCGUUUUACAUCUAUCACAGAAUGUGAAAAUACAUGUGGAGAUUUAAUUGCAUAUAAAAUUUUAUUAGUGGCUAAUCAGCUUUGUCAAGUGGCUCCAACAACCAAGUUAUUUCCACAAUGGUCUAGAAUUGAAAUGGAUACAUGGCGCGAAAUCAGCCAAGAUGGUCAGUUUUACUCUAAAGAAACAUCUGAACCUAUUUUAUUUGACAAUCUCACCUAUAUUGAUGCUAUGCGCAUCGAACCAGAAUGUCCAAAUAUGGGUCAGCAUGAAUCACGUUGGUAUCUUGAUGUUGAAACAAAUCAGUGCCAGGAAUUUGCAUAUUCCCAUUGUGGCGGAUCUUCAAAUAACUUCCUGACACGAGCUGAUUGUGAACAGUUUUGUGGUGCUACAAAACCAGAUAUAUCAUCCAUUUGUAAACUGAAACCUUCAUUUGGCGAGUGUACUGGAUACAAGACUAUGUGGUAUUAUGAUCCUAAUUGGGUGACGAAUAUGGACGGGCAGGAUCAUCAUUUAAUUGGUGGUUGUAGACCAUUCAACUAUUCUGGAUGUGGUGGAAAUAGUAAUCGAUUUCCAACUCAAGCUGCAUGUGAAUUAACAUGUCAAUUUAAUACAAAGGUUGAGCUACAAAUUAAUAUGGAUCCCAUUGAAGAAUCGGAUAAUGUAACAGUACAGAAUGCAGCUUUUCAAAAUGAAGACACUAAUCUAUCAACAACAACAACAGUAACAACGGCAUUAAAUAAAUCUGUUUCUAAUAAUUUGGUUAAAAAGAUGACUAAGCUCACUUUAUUGAAUAUCGAUCUUGAACCUUGUCGACGACAUCCUGUUUUUGGUUUUUGUCGGCCAUUAAAUUGCUCUGAAGAAGAUCGACGUAAUCAGACAUGCCAAUUUUUAAGUUUCCAAAGAUGGUUUUUCAAUGCUCAUACAAGUAAUUGUGAAGCUUACAGUUACAGUGGAUGUGGAGCUUCUGAAAAUUCAUUCGAUGAUGCUCAAGCUUGUCAGGCAGCAUGUAAGGCUAGAAUUGUCAGACCUGAUAGAGAUCAACGUUGUGAUUCAAAUCCACAUGUUAAGAAGUGUUACACACUAUCAGUAAGUGGUAAUCAACAAGAUGUAUCCAGUGAAAAUGAUAUAAUUGCAUUCCACUUUAGUAUGGCUAGUGCUACAUGUAAAGCGUUUCAUUUAAAUACAAAACGAACUGGUUGCAAUAUGGAACAAUACUUUCCAAAUGGUUACGACUGUUUACGAGCAUGUGUUAAAUCUUCACCAACUGAGAAACAUUUACAAAAUCGGUGUUUUGCUCGGAAAACACAUAUUCCGUGGAACUGCACAGAUCAAAGUGUUAAAACUUAUCGUUGGUCAUAUCUACCUGAAAUUAAUCAAUGCGUACGUUUUUCUGAAUGCACAAAUCCUGAUCAAUUAAUUGAACAACCUGGAAAUAAUUUUCCUUCAAGAAGUGAAUGUGAAACUACUUGUAUGGCAUCUAGUUUCGAAGAAGUUUGUCAACUUCCAAAAGAUCCUGGUCCCUGUACAAGUUUUCAAACUCGUUAUUUUUAUGACAGCACUACAUCAAAAUGUCGAGUAUUUCUAUAUGGUGGUUGUUUAGGCAACUUCAAUAGAUUUCUUUCACGAAAAGAAUGUGAACUAGCAUGUUCACAAUUUUCAACACAUAUUUUAAGUACAUCAAAUCAUACCAAAUCACAAGAAAGUUCAUUGGGAAAAACAUCAGUUAUUUAUGAUGAAUCUCCACCGUUAAGUGCUCAAGUAUUUGAGAAGAUGAAACAAAUCACGCAACAUCACACAGAUCGUUAUCCUUGGGAUAUUUGUUUGGAUAGUCAUAGUUAUGGUACAUGUUCAUUAUCGGGUGGUCAAUAUCAAACAACAAGUGAAUAUCCAUAUGUACCAUUAACUCGUUAUUAUUAUGAUCGUCGUUUGAGUCAAUGUCAACCUUACACAUUUACCGGUUGUGGUGCGCGGGGAAAUCAUUUUGACACAUUAGAAAAAUGUCAAACAGUGUGCGAGAAUCGAUUGAAAAAUCCAAAGUUUGCUCGCUGUCACUUCAAUAAAUCAAUCACGAAAUGUCCUGGAAGCGGGAUUCAAGCAUGGGCUUAUAAUCACACUAUCGGAGAUUGUUAUUUCUUUGAAAUAUGUGAACCUAGCGACAGAGAGAGCGAAUUUCAUAUACCUGAAAAGAAGUUUUCAUUUCGUUUAAGAAGAACAAGUCAAUGGCUUGGGGUAUGGCAAGCAAGAACUGGAAAUCUGCCUGAAGGGAUCUAUGCAACUCGUAGUGCAUGUCAGUAUCACUGCUUACCGAAACCACCCAGAGGAACCGAUACACAAAAUGUCUGUCAUAUGAACCCGAUUGUGACUGUACCAUAUGGUUGUAAUGCUAUGGUUACUAGAUGGUAUUUUGAACCCAGAGAAACACAAUGUAGAAGUUAUAUAACCUGUCCACAAUACGGGAAUAACUUUCCUAGUCACAAAGCGUGUCAAGAUAUAUGUACACCUGGACAUCCGAUAGAUGUUUGUCGACUUCCACACGAUCACGGUGGAUGUUCAAGCUUCGAAAAACGAUGGUACUAUAAUAUGGAUAAACGAAUGUGCAUGCCUUUUACAUACGGUGGAUGCUUUGGAAAUUCUAAUCGUUUUAUAACAAAGGCAGAAUGUGAAGGAUUUUGCAUGGGAAAAGAUGUUUGUAGGCUACCAUUACAAAAAAAUUCGACCGACCAAAGUUAUCCUGAAAGAUUCUAUUAUGAUCUCACUAAAAAGCAGUGUCUUCCUUUUCGUUUCACUGGAUUGCUGGCACAUGGAAACAAUUUUCCAUCGCUUAGUGUAUGCAAUGCAACAUGUAUUUACGUACCAGACAUUGAAGUUAUCGCAGAAAAGAAUAUACCUGAUUACAAUUUGAAUGCUGAUAGGAAUUCCGAAGAAUUCAACAAAACAAUAAUUCAAGCAUCAUCUAUGGAAAAUCCUACGAAUAUGAAAGUACCGAUGGCAUCUGAAAACACUGCUAAAAGUAUUCAUGGAGUCGCAAGUGAUAAUAAAAAUACCUUGAUGGAAAAGUUUCCAUGUUUACCAUUCAUCACUACAAGUCAGUAUGAUGAUAUGGACAGGCAUACAUUUUGUAACAGUGAAGAUAUAAUUCAUGAAUUAGGUUACAGAUUUCAAAUUACGUCUAGUGUCCACGUGACCGAUGAAACAAUCGAUGGUAUUUGUGUGCCUAUUCUGGUACCUAUUUGUUUAGAUGAACCGAAAAGAUUGUAUGGUCAGUUAAAUGCUUAUGAAAGUCAAAUGAUUGGACGUGUUUUUAAAACGGAAGCAGAAUGUGAAGCAACUUGUCUACUUAAAAGUAGAUUUAAAAGAAGCAUUAUUAAAGAAGAAUCACCUGAUACGAUCAAAAAUAUACAUCGGUUAUUAGUUGAAAUUUUGGACAAGAAAUCUCGGUUGUCAGGUAACUUGAACGAUUUAGUUUAUUCCACACUUAACUACAAGAUAUUGACAGGCAAGCAAUACAAUAAAACAUUCCAGGCUUUUACACAUUUUUCCAACCAGUCGAAUGCUAAGAAUACUUUGAUAUUAGACAUAUUGGAAAAUGAACAAAUCAAUCUCCCAUGUUGGGUCAUAUCGAAAAAUAAACCACGUGUUCAAUGGAUUCAUAUACCAUCAGGAAAAAGGUAUCCAGUGACAGUUGAUCAUCAAUUUAUGAAUGAGAAUCUUUGGGUAUCAAAUUUAUUUCUACAAAAUACUAACGUUCAUUCGCAUACAGGAGGAUGGAUUUGCGAAGCCUUUGAGUUAGAAUCUAUGGAAUACACGAAGGCCAUUAUUAUUUUAAAUGUGGUUUCUGCACAACGUAAUAAAAUAAAUACCGUUAGUUCUCAAAAUACGGUAUCAUUACAUAAUACGAUUAUGGUACCAAAGGAUGGAUUGGUAUUUCUUAAUUGUCCUCAUAAUCAGUAUUUAGUUGACACUAUAUGGAAGAGAAAUAAUGAACAAAUUUCUCAGGCAACUUCUGAAUAUUUAAUAAUUGAACAUGCAAAUCCUAAAAUUCACACAGGAAUCUGGACCUGUGGUAUUCAUUAUGAUAACAAUUUUUUCGAACUAUAUAAAUUCAAUAUAUCCGUAGGUUAUGCACCAGUACUUCAAAACGGAAAUGCUAAUUCUUCUAAAUCUAUUUCCGAACAAACACUUACUUGUCCAAUAAUUACAAAAGGUGAACCGACAGGAAACGUUAAAUGGUUUACAUGCGAUUAUAAGAAGAAGAACUGUCACCUUUUAAGAACUGACCCAUAUUCUUCCAUGUUAAAUCAAUCAAAUCUUCUUAUGUGUCGUAUCGAAAAUAUUUGGGGGAUGGGUGAAACUUAUUUCAGUCUAACAUCUUGA